AUGUCCGUUCAAGACUACACCACUGCUUUAGAAUACUUGAAAACUUAUGAUCGUAAAGAUGGUUUAAGUGUUCAUGAAUUAAUGGAUUCUCAAGUUAGAGGUGGUUUAACUUAUAAUGAUAUCUUAGUUUUACCAGGAAAAAUUGAUUUCCCAUCCUCCCAGGUUUCAUUAGAUACUAAAUUAACUAAGAAAAUUUCAUUAAGAACUCCAUUUGUUUCAUCUCCAAUGGAUACUGUUACUGAAUCUGAUAUGGCUAUUCAUAUGGCUUUAUUAGGUGGUAUUGGUAUUAUUCAUCAUAAUUGUACUGCUGAAGAACAAGCUGAAAUGGUUAAAGCUGUCAAGAGAUUUGAAAAUGGGUUUAUUAAUGAUCCUGUUGUUAUUAGUCCAAAUCAAACUAUUGGUGAAAUUCAAGCUUUAAAACAACAAUUAGGUUUUGCUGGAUUCCCAGUGACUGGUAUGUUAUAA
Molecule: messenger RNA, 465 nt
Organism: Hansenula ciferrii
Lineage: Eukaryota; Fungi; Ascomycota; Saccharomycetes; Phaffomycetales; Wickerhamomycetaceae
Product: putative inosine-5'-monophosphate dehydrogenase IMD4
Exons: 1
Coding region: 1-465 (154 amino acids)
Biological process (GO): GTP biosynthetic process
Cellular component (GO): cytoplasm
Molecular function (GO): IMP dehydrogenase activity
Source: RefSeq, a predicted model, not a curated record